Molecule: messenger RNA, 1080 nt
Organism: Salvia hispanica
Lineage: Eukaryota; Viridiplantae; Streptophyta; Magnoliopsida; Lamiales; Lamiaceae
Source: RefSeq, a predicted model, not a curated record
CUGAUAUCAUGCCACACCCGCACAUCUAUUCUAAAAUAACUACUUGGAAGAGGAAUUACGGUUCACUUAAGAUGAUGCUCAAUCACAGCGGCAUUGGCUUUAACUCAGACGGCAAGUACCGAAUUGAAUGUGAUGAUGAGCAAUGGGCACAUUUUGUCAAGAAGGACAAACAUGCCAAGUAUAUGAGGAACAAGUCUUGGCCCCAAUUUGAGGACUGGAAGGAGGUUUUUGGUACGGAUCGUGCCGAUGGGGAACGCGGGGUAGACCUUGGUGAAGCAGUUGGUAAAAUCUACGGGAGUAAAGCUGAAGUCGGGACUGAGGAUGGGAUAUCUCAGCACAUGACAUUGGAAGAGCUGUUUCCUGACGAAGUAUUCCCAGAAGGGGUCCUUCCCGAGAUGGUCGACGAGAGCCAAUCCGUUACCGAAGGUGGUUUGACUGCUGGCGCACCGGCUGGAACAGGGGAAGGGGGGGUGUCAGGCACUGCUGCAGCAGCGGGCGGGUCAGGAUCUGCAGCAACGGGCGGGUCAGGAUCUGGAUCUGGGGCAGCCAAAAAGGUGCCCAAAAAAGUUAUCAAAAAACGUAAAGUAGAAGACAAGAUGGACGGAAUAAUCACUCUAAUGGGUCAGAUUCACACUGACACAAACGAGCGCUUGAAAGAGAUUUCAAGUCGGAUUGGGUAUGAGUUCGAUCUUAGCACCAAGCGGACCGAGGUUUUUGAUCAGCUAAAAGGUAUUUCGGGGCUAACGCUUAAACUACAGUUCUAUGUGUCUAAGAAGCUUGUGAAAGAGCCUGAACUACUGGACAGGGAUUGCCCGAGACGGCUCGUGCAUCCUUUGUGUUUGAUCUUUUGGACACCGAUGGGAAGCUUUAAGACACAGCGGCAGGACAAAUGGGUAACUGGGCUUUUGUGUGUUGUCGAACUUAAUACCGUUGUUUCUUUUUGAUUAGUAUUACCUCGUUCUGGUUGAAUUCAGUGACCUUGUAUGUUAUAUUUUGACUGAAUGAGUUGUGGAUGAUAUUAGGAUCUGUGACAGUAUAUGCGUCGCCACAUCUCCUUAUCUUUUGUAGAUGGUUCUAACU